Molecule: messenger RNA, 3802 nt
Organism: Tigriopus californicus
Lineage: Eukaryota; Metazoa; Arthropoda; Copepoda; Harpacticoida; Harpacticidae
Product: hybrid signal transduction histidine kinase A-like
Exons: 3
Coding region: 1421-3142 (573 amino acids)
Biological process (GO): regulation of transcription by RNA polymerase II
Cellular component (GO): nucleus
Molecular function (GO): chromatin DNA binding
Source: RefSeq, a predicted model, not a curated record
UUUCUUUUGCUCUCUUUUUCUGCUCCUCCUCUGGAUGUGUCAAUUACGUGGACUCCAUUUUUUUCGUAAAGGCCUCCAAAUUCCUUCAUCGACCAAAUUGCACAGAUCUGACAUCCCUUCGCCUCCGAAGAACGAAAAAUCCCGUCGGAAGAAAAAAGGGGAAAUUUGCUCUGUGGAAAAAAUCUUGGUCGAGGGCAAAAGGCCAAACACUCACUAUCUGCUGAGAGUAAGAGUCUCGUGGUUCCUAUCACCGGACUCCAUGGGCCUAGGCGCGUCGUGUGUCGGUUCACACCCAACUUUCUCCCGAGGUCGCCGAUCCAAAUUGGUCCGCAAGUGGCGGCCUGUCCGUCCGUUCCCUCCAUAGACGAGGCUCGCGGAUCAUCGCCCUUGAUGCUGCUCGCCUCUGAAGCUCGAAGAACGCCGCUUAACGCGUCCUCAAUCCUCGCCCACGGCUAUCUUUGCCUGCUUUGGGGAGGCGGCGAGCCAGCUGGCUGAUGCCACUCGGAGUUGCGGCUCUGGCCAGCUGGAUGGAUGGAUGAUCGUUGCAAUGGUACACAACCAUGGUUUUGAAAGUUUGACGUUGCCUUAAGAACACGUUGGCCUUAAACAGUUCCUCUUUUACCUUGCUCUGAGGAAGAGGCGCGAGAGGCGAGGAGAAGGAAAGAAGAAGCAGACCAAAAGUUCCUGACUCGUAGUUCUUCUUCGUCCACUACGUCUACUACGGCGACUUCGACUACUACGUCUACUACUACUAUAUUUGAAUACCCACACGUCUCGUGGACGAGCUCCUACUAGGACCCCUCACUCCAAUCCUGAACAAUAGUGCAACCCAAACAACGGUGAAACUCGGGGAAUUGUGAAAGCUUCUUAAAGUGUUGACUGACAUUCACCCCUAUCGUUUCUAUGCAUCAAGAAAUCAGCAACAUUUCAGAGUGAUUGUUUAGACACUUGAUCGGCUUCUGUGGAUGGAAGAAAACACCCGACUUGUGAAGAAAGCCAACCAACCUUACUUGCUCUCACACGUAAAGAAACGUUGAACAGUGAUUUGUUUCGUUCUCAACGUGUUGUUGCUCAUCCAGACAACCACGCCACAAACCUUGGGGAUUCGCCAAAUUCACAAGCAGACGCUCAUCAUUUGAAACGUUAACCCAUUAAGCAGCUGCUCAUUCUUGGUGAGAAAGUGAAGAACUGAGAGACCCACGAGAACGACCCGGAUCAAAGAUGGAAUAGCUUUUUUUCGUCUUCAUCCGACUUCUCCACUCCAUCCUUCACUUCCUCUUAAUCGAAAGAGAGGCCGAAAGCAUACCAAGCGAAAACAACCUCAAACUUUUGGAUCAAACUUUUUCCCGGCCAGAUCGGAGACUGAAAAAGAAAAGUUGGCCUAGUUAUUUGAUCUUAUUUCAACCCACUCUCGCUCAUCAUGAUCACUGAAGACCAGCAGCAGCACCAGCACCACCAUCAACAGCAACACCAACAACAAGGUCAGACCAACCCACCAUCUGGCCAACAAUCACAACCAACACAACAACAACAACCAACGCCAGGAUCCCAAGCUGGCUCCACAACUUCAGAUUUUGAAGCCAAACCAUCUCCAUCUUCGGCUGGCGAUGAGUACAUCAUGACGAACCCUUUUGAAAACACACCCCGUUAUGAAGACGACUACGACUCUCCGUCGUUGCCCUCAGAUCAAACGCAGCAUAUUCACCAACACCAACACCACCAACAGCUCACCCCCCAACAACAGCAGGUUCAUCCCGCACAACAGCAGCAGCAACAACAACAGCAAUACUAUCAUCAAGGCUACUACAACCAACAAUGGCAACAACAGCAACAACAUUACGGUCACCCUCAGCAAAUGUAUCACCAACAACCCGAAUAUGGUUACCCCCAGCAGCAUCCAAAUGUAGCUCACCAUCCUCAUCACCAGCAAACACAGUAUCAUCACAUGUAUCCACCUGGUCAUGGAUACCCUCAUCACCACCCAGCCUCCCAUGGGGGCCAACAGACUAGUCCGAAUGGCCCAGCCAACACCGCCACCCCUAGUCCAACCACGAAUUCGGAUGAUUCCGGCGGAGAUUGUGUUACCGAGUCCAAGCGACUCCUCUUGGCCGGCCACCCAUCGCACGUCAGUGAAUCCCUGGUCGCACCCAUUGCCCAGCCCUAUCCUGGUGCCAUGCAUUACCCACACGUGGCACCCCCGCGUGGUGUGCCCUUGGUUCAGAAGCGACCACGACAAACCCGACGGAACAAGAAGAAACGUGAUCCCAAUGAGCCUCAGAAACCGGUGUCCGCCUACGCGUUGUUCUUCCGAGACAUGCAAGCCGGGAUAAAGGCACGGAAUCCGAAUGCGAGUUUUGGAGAGGUGUCGAAACACGUGGCAGCCAUGUGGGACAACCUCAAUCCUGACCACAAGGCAGCAUACAAGAAGCGGACUGAGAAUGCCAAGAAGGAAUACCUGAAGCAGUUGGCAGCCUACAGGGCCAAUUUGGUGUCCAAAAACCACCACCAUCCCGACAACCCAUAUGGCCCUUACGGUGCUUAUUUCAAUAAGCCUAAUAGCGCAUACGACUACAGCGGAGCCGGUAACUCCCUAACGGGUAGUGAUAUCAGAAGACACAGUCCCAUGGGUAUCCCCAGUUCCAUGGAGAGUCCCUCGAGUAUCUCAAGUGAAGGAGGAGGAGGAGGAGCAGGCAAUGUCUCUAAUAAUAACAACGUCUCGGGAAUUGGGGAGCGCACCUCGGUGGGAUAUUCUUCACCAGGGGUCUCAGCUGGAUCGAACAAUGCACCAAACGGACCUCAGGGUGUUCCGCAGCUCUCGCCGCACCACGCCCACAUGUUAGGCAGUCGAUCCGGACCACCUGGCUCACACAUGCCUCACCCGGGCAUGAUGCAUUCGCCUCACCACCAUUACCAACCAGGAGGCGGAACCUCCGCACAUCAUCCGGGAUUGAAUGGAGAGGAGGCCAAUGUCUGUCGAAGACCCGGUUGUACCAACACCCUCCUGGAUCUGUCGAUGAACGGGUUCUGUUCCAACGAUUGUGUCCUCAGCCAAAGUAGAGAUGUCUAUAAUAAUUGGUCAGGUUCAGCCAUGGGAAUGGGCCCGGGCACGCCUCCUCAACCCCAAGCAGCGGCGGCACGUUAGAUAAAGGACAACGUUUCUAUUCAUUUUAAUUCUUGAAGUAUUCACCAUUCAUCGCACAUGGUCUCGUUCUUGUCUUUUCGAUGGUACAAGUACUUUGGAGCACACUGAGGACAGCACUUGCCAAUCUUAUGGUUGCGGUCAAAGAAGAAACUUGGCUCAAAGUUUACCCCCGAUGACCGUUGAUAAGUUUUCUCCUCGUCAAAGAAUCUCCUCAACCUGGUUAUAAUUCGCUAUUUGUCAGCUGUUGCAAUUUCAUUUCCCAAAACUACGUAAAAUGUUUGUUGUGAAAAGCCCAAAGUACAGUAACCGACAAAUGAUAUUCACUACGGUUGACAACGUCAGGACUUGGUUCUGUCACCAAAUAUACAACCCCUGUCUAAUCGACACCUCCGAGUCUUACACGGCAAGAGAUCUGACACAUUCUAUUUAUAUUUCCCCCCUAAUCCGUGUGUUAAACGACCCAGCCAAACGAAAUGUACCGUCAUCACUUUAUCCUUGACCUCAGAACCAUAUUAUUAGGCAACAACCAAUUUUCGCCCACCAAUCCCCCCUCAAUUAUGAGAAAGUUAUCUUCUGUCUCUUUCGCAUCGAUUCAUUCUUGAUUUGUUGUUUACAAUUAAAAUACACAAUUGAAAAAAAGAAUAAAACCUUUUGUCAGAA